Molecule: messenger RNA, 1546 nt
Organism: Leptopilina boulardi
Lineage: Eukaryota; Metazoa; Arthropoda; Insecta; Hymenoptera; Figitidae
Product: ER membrane protein complex subunit 2-like
Exons: 7
Coding region: 280-1152 (290 amino acids)
Biological process (GO): protein folding in endoplasmic reticulum
Cellular component (GO): EMC complex
Molecular function (GO): protein binding
Source: RefSeq, a predicted model, not a curated record
UGCACUGCAAUUGUUCCUAUUCUGCUAGUGUCAUAAAAGGAAACAGUUUAUUGCAAUAGUUAAUAUUUUAUUGAUUUAUUAAUUUACUUCCUUAGUUAUAAAUCCUGUUAUUAAUAACUAAAUCCUCGAUUAAUUAUAUAUAUAUAUGUGUUUUAGGUGUGACAUUAAAAAUUUUAUCAAUAAUUUUUUUUUUUGACAUUUCUAGUUAAUCUGCCGAUUUUCCGAAUUUGUAUUUAUAUUCUAAUUUGCAUUAACAAAUAAUUAUUAAAAUUAAAAAUCAUGAACUCGAAUUAUGAUGGAUUAACCUGGACGGAAGUUCGAGAUAUAUUUCGAAUUUGGCGAGAAAAUUCUGAACGUAAAAGUAAGGAUGUUGUUGACUUAUGGGAAUCAACAUUGAAAUCAAAAAUGAAUAAUCUUGGAAAUGAAAAAUAUUUGAUUUUGGAGCAAGUUUGUAUAGCAGCUUUAGAUUGUUAUCGACUCGCUUUGGCUGAACAAUGUUUAAAAAUUCUAAUGAAUGAAUUCCCUGGAAGUCUUAGAGUUCAUAAAUAUCAUGCAAUGCAUUUAGAAGCUUUAGAAAUGUAUGACGAAGCAGUGGAAGUAUUAGAUUCGAUAAUAAAACGAGAUGAAACAAAUGCAGCUCCAAGAAAAAGGCGAAUUGCAAUUUUAAAAGCAAAGGGACAAAUACCAGAAGCUAUUAAAGAACUCACGGAAUAUCUUAAAAAAUUUAUGAGCGAUCAGGAAGCUUGGCACGAGUUGAGCGAUUUAUAUUUACAAGAGCAAGAUUAUUCUAAAGCAGCAUUUUGCAUGGAAGAACUUAUACUUCAUAAUCCACAUAGUCAUUUAAUUUAUCAACGUUACGCGGAAAUAAAAUAUUCUCAGGGAGGAUAUGAAAAUAUUGAACAAGCAAAAUCGUAUUUUUGUCAAGCAAUAAAAUUAAAUCCAAGCAAUAUUCGAGCACUUUAUGGAUUAUUAUUGGCAACGAAUCACAUCGCCUCGUCGGUGAGAAGUACCGCUGCAAAAAAGAAGGAAGCAAUAAAAUUGAGUGAAUGGGUCGCAAAAGUGUUGGACAAUUUAUAUAAAUCGAAAGUAGAUGAAGAUGAAGGAAUUAAAGUGGUAGAAGAUUUAUUAUCUCAAUUACAAAUUGAAGCUUAGUCUCGAAAAUUGGUAAUUUAGGUAAAUAUCUCAAACACACACACACACACACACAAAAAGGGUAGAGGCACUAAUUUUGCAUUUUCUAAAGAAAACUUUUUUUUCUAUCCGCAUUUUAUAAUACUGUACAGAAUAAUAGUACAGUUAGGUUUAAUAAAUGUAAACCACUAUCUGUUUGAAUAGUAAUUAUUAGAUAAAAUUUAAAAAAAAGAGUGAUUGUUGUUUCUUUGUUAUAAAUAUUGUACGAAUCGCUAUUACAUUUCAAAAAGAAUGAUUACUGAGAGUGGGGAGGAAGAAAAAAACUUUUAAGAAAAUGUUACUGCGAAGCGAAUUUUCGUCAAUUAAUUCGUCUCAUUGUCAUUAAAUAUACUUCGUUGAUUGAAAACAAAAAAAA